Messenger RNA from Naumovozyma castellii, 1239 nucleotides. It is a transcript of the gene DIN7, whose product is annotated as exodeoxyribonuclease DIN7. NCBI's taxonomy places the organism in Eukaryota, Fungi, Ascomycota, Saccharomycetes, Saccharomycetales, Saccharomycetaceae. The transcript has a single exon. The coding region runs from base 1 to 1239 and encodes 412 amino acids. The record is from RefSeq and is a predicted model, not a curated record.
AUGGGAGUUGCUGGAUUACUACCGCACUUAAAGACAAUACAAAAACAUGUCACUUUAAAGAAAUAUGCAGGGAUGACCUUAGGAAUAGAUGCAUAUUCAUGGUUACACAAGGCUGCCUGUUCUUGUGCAUAUGAGCUAGCCAUGGAUAAACCAACUGAAAAAUAUCUACAAUAUUUUAUUCGAAAAUUUAAUUUAAUGAAGAAAUUGAAUAUCAAACCGUAUUUGAUUUUCGAUGGCGAUGCAAUAUUGGUGAAGGGUGAAGUGGAAUCUAGCCGAUUGAAUAAAAGAAAGACUAAUAAGUUAAUGGGUGAGAAACUUUGGCGAAUAGGUGAACGCAAGGCUGCAACAGAGUUUUUUCAAAAAAGUGUGAAUAUUACAACGCAAAUGGCAAAACAUAUAAUCAACUAUUGUCGAGAAAAUUCAAUCCAAUAUGUGGUGGCACCUUUUGAAGCAGAUUCACAAAUGGUAUAUCUCGAAAAGACAGUACAAGUUCAAGGCAUUAUAUCGGAGGAUUCUGAUCUUAUAGUGUUCGGUAGUAAACGACUGAUUACGAAAUUAAAUGAGUUUGGCGAAUGUAUUGAAAUUGCAUCCUGUGAUUUUGGUGACUUAACAGGGAAAUUUCCCUUUGGUGAGUUGAGUAUGGAUCAGAUAAGAAUGUUAGUGUGCCUGUCUGGUUGUGACUACACGGUUGGGAUUUGGAAAAUCGGUUUGGUCACAGCUAUAAAGCUAGUUCGGCAGUUCGACAAUAUGGAUGAUAUCGUCAACCAUAUCAAGGAGUCGGGAAAGUAUAGUUUGAACUGCAACUUUUUACAGGAAUACAAGUACGCCAACUAUUCCUUUCAAUACCAAAGGGUCUUCGAUCCUAAAGAGAAUCGAAUCGUUACUUUGAAUAGAAUACCAACUGAACUAAAAAAUGACAGAAAGGAAUUGGGGAUUGUCGGACAAUGUAUCGGGAAUGUGAUUUCAAAAAAAAGUGGAAUAAAAUCCAUUGUAGUGAAUGAUGACGAUAUUGACCAUAAUAUCCACACAAUGAUUGCAAACGGUGAUCUAGAUCCUCACAACUGGAAAGAAACGUUAAUAAGUAGAGAAGAAUACUUGCAUUCGGAAAGGUCCAUUACUCUUAAUAACCUCACCAACCCCUUAUCACCUAUAUCCAAUUUUCUCCCUACGAACCCGAUACUUCAUCCAGGUUUGGCAUAUCUCGACAGUUCUAUACACCAUACGGAAUGUGUCGCAUAG